CACGUCACUUUUUCUUUGUGUGGAAAGUAAGGCGUAAAGCUUCUCAGUAGUCCAUCAGCAUGCGGCAUAAUCAACUUUAAUAGUCGAGAUGUAUCAGUGGAAAACAAAAAUACACGAACUUAGCGAGGAGGCGUGCUGGGAAAAUGUGCAAGUUUACUCGCCUGUGGAAACAACAACCGUGAAGUUUUCCCAGACCUUGGAAAGACGAACAGUCGACGUUAAAGACGUUUUAAAGAGCUCUGGCUGGGCCACUCUCGCUUUGAUGGAAUUACACAAGCAGCCAUAACAGACUCAGUCCACAUCAAAGACAAGACACAAUGGCUUACAGUGGGCCGGGUAUGAAUCCUCAAAGUGGUCUGAUGAACAGGAGUGGCAGCUUCUUCAAGCUGAUUGAUGCAUUUGCCCUGGAGAUCGGGGAGUUGAAGAAAGAGAUGGUCCACACCUCUCCAACAGUGGAACAACAGCCCAUAGACACAGAAGGACCGGAGAGCGCGGGGAGUGGCGUUUAUCUGGAAUCCCCCAAUUGUGGCGGAGUGAGGUGUGAAAGGGAUUAUGGAUAUGACUCGUUACGGAGGAGGAUGAGCGUGUUGGACAGACUGAGUAAAACCCACCCAGUUUGGCUGCUGCUUGCAAUCAGUGAAGAAGAGGCGACACACAUCCUGCUCAAACAGCCGCCAGGGGUGUUCCUGGUAAGGAAGUCAAUGGCUCUGCAGAGGAAGGUCCUCUCUGUACGUGUGAAAGAGGAUCGGUCAGGAAGCUCCAUCAGCCACUUUCCUGUCAGAGAAAGCCAGUAUACAUUCUCCCUUGAUGGAUCUGGGAUCAGUUUUGCAGAUAUUUUCCGCCUGGUGGCUUUCUACUGUAUAAGCAGGGAUGUGUUGCCCUUCCCUCUCAAACUCCCUGAGGCCAUAGCAUCUGCCAAGACCCAAAAAGACCUGGAGGAGGUGGCUCAACUUGGACCAGGCUUUUGGGACUCAGCUCUCUGCAGCCAGCCGCAGACCUCACACCCUCCCUGUCGCCCUUUGAGUCGAACCCUCAGCCCGCAGAGGACAAGCAGGGCCGGUGAGGACAAGGAGUCGCAGCCCAGCCACUGCGAAAGCGCACCGCCAACGUUGCGCCCCCAUGAGAGAAGGCAUUCCAGUGGUCUUCUCUGCUUCGUCAACCCACUCUUUCUCCAGACUCGACAGCGCCACCACUGUGAAGAGAACCUAGUCCCUCCCGCUACUAAGUGCGACUCCCAGGAUGCGAGAACAGAGUCCGUGAAACCGACUAGCAGCGGUCAAGAGAAGGAGAGCAAGGUGAACCGUAAUUCCCGCCCUCCUCCCCGACCCCCUCCGCCUCGCUUAAUGCCACGCCGGCGACCCGCUCCACCUCCGCCCGGACAUCCAGCGCCUAUCACCAGACCCAAAAGUAUGCCAGUGGUCGUCCCUGUGGCUCCGAGGCAGCAGCAGCAGGUCCGAACCAGGCGUCCGGCUCCCCCGAGACCGACAAUGGGCGGAAAACACAGCAGCCCGUCCAAAAGUGCCAGCUCACCAAUCCACGUGCCUGCCGACCCACCCCCUCCAAGACCUACUAAGCCCGAUCUGGAAGCACGCCGCUGCCACAUUGCCCUCGACGAUGAGACCAUCGCUAAGGCCUUGUCUCAAGCCAAGCCACCGCCGUCCAUCCCUGAUAAUAUUCCACCGGAGACAAACGGUGGGAGUCCAUCCAUCCGGAACGAGAGAGGACUUCAACGGCUUAGUGACACGAGCAUGUCCACGUCGUCCUCGGACUCUUUGGAGUAUUCACAGUCACCUGGAUAUCUGGUAGAGGACAGUAGUGAGGAGGAGGAGGACGAUGAUGACGAUGACGACGGGGAAGAGGAAGUAGAAGAGGACUAUGGGGUGGGCCUGGAGGCAGACUUAGAAAUGCGUCUCCGUCCUUCCUUCAAAUCCCGAAGGCGCAGGGUGGGCGUGAGCCUGAGUGGGGGAUCGUUUAUUGUGCCUCGCGCCCUUAAGGGACGCUUCCGCAAGGUGAGCGGUAUGCUUACAUCCCUGAUGACUCCAGAGAGACGGGCGGUGAAAAAAAUAGCGGAGUUAUCCAGGGAUAAACGUUCGUACUUCGGCUCCCUGGUCCAGGACUACAUCAGCUUUGUUCAGGAGAACCGCGGCUGUCAUACGUCGGGCAUCGAUUUCCUGCAGACGCUCCGGCAGUUUAUGACGCAAAUGAAGGCGUACCUGUGCCAAAGCUCCGAGCUGGACCCUCCUAUAGAGUCCCUCAUUCCGGAAGAUCUGAUCGAUCAAGUGCUGGAAAAGUCCAUGCACAAGUGUGUGUUGAAGCCACUGAAGAGCGUCAUUGAUGUGGCUUUACAUGACUUCCAGGUUAACAGUGGAGAAUGGCAGCAGAUGAAGGAGAACCUGGCUCUUGCUAAGACCAAGAGGCCCCAGGAGCUGGGGGUGGACGGUGCGGUGCCCCCUGACCCUGUGGCUAUUAAAAGAAUUCAGCAUAAGUUCCUUACCAUGAGCAAGAUGUACUCACCUGAGAAAAAGGUGUCACUGCUGCUGCGUGUGUGCAAGCUCAUCUACACCAUCAUGCAGGACAACUCAGGGAGGAUGUACGGUGCUGAUGACUUCCUGCCCAUGUUGACUUACGUGGUGGCGCAGUGUGACAUGCCUCAGCUGGACACCGACAUCCAGUACAUGAUGGAGCUGCUGGAUCCUUAUCUGCUCCAAGGAGAAGGGGGUUACUACCUGACCAGUGCCUAUGGAGCCAUGGCUCUCAUCAAGAACUUUCAAGAAGAGCAAGCGGCGAGAGUGCUGAGCUCUGAGACCAGGAACACUCUGCAUCAGUGGCACCGCCGCCGCACCACACAGCGCUCGGCACCGACUGUGGACGACUUUCAGAACUAUCUCCGUGUGGCCCUCCAAGAAGUGGACAUGGAUUGCACGGCUAAAACCUUAGUUGUCCAUCCGUACACCACCGCGGAGGACGUCUGUACACUCUGCGCUCACAAAUUGAAGGUGGCGCAUCCUGAAAACUACGCACUCUUCCUGGUGACGGAAGACACCAGUCAACAACUGGCCCCCGACACACACCCACAACGGAUCAAAGCUGAGCUCCACAGUCGACCUUGGGCCAAGACUUUCCAUUUUGUCUACAGAAGAGCGCCUGUGGUCAGUCCUACACAUAGUGAAUGAUCUCGUUGAAUAUUAAGGGUAUUUUUCACCGAUAUGUAAGUGCUUGUUGGUGCUGGAUAAAGUUUGUGUUUUGAAUAUUACGGUCGCGAUCAAAAGUUGACAUACACUAAUGUCAUGGCUGUCUUGAGUUUCCAAUCAUUUCUACAACUCUUAUUUUUUUGUGAUAGAGUGAUUGGAGCACAUACUUGUUGGUCACAAAAAACAUUCACAAAGUUUGGUUCUUUUAUGUAUGCAUUAUGUGAGCAAAUCUGCUGGGUCAAAAGUAUACAUACAGCAAUGUUGAUAUUUCCUUCAGAAGGUCUUAUCCUUGUCCAUGUGAUGUCAGAGAAAACAAAAAUUGAGCUGUUGGCCACAAUACCCAGCAAUAUGUUUAGAGGAGAAAAGGUAAAGCCUUUAAUCCCAGGAACACCAUUCCUACCGUCAAGCAUGCUGGUAGUAGUAUUAUGCUCUAUGCCUGUUUUGCUGCCAAUGGAACUGGUGCUUUAACCUCUAAAGGCCUUAGUGGCCACAUGCGUGGACAGCACCUUUUAGCUCUUAUUUCCAAAAUUGUGUACACUACUGAAUUGGGGUCUUAUGCCAACAUAUGGACACUUAUACUGGUGGUGUCAGAAGAGAAUAACAUACAAUUGAAGUUGGAAAAAAAAAAGUGUAAUAAUAAAAAUGUGCAUGUCACUACACAUGAAGUGCACGUUUGUGUACAUAUGGACUAAGUACAUCAUAUUAAAAGAUGAUUUUUAGUUUUUAUUCUAAUUAGGGUCCAAUAAGCCCAAAGCAAAGAGAAAUAAAAAACAACAACAUGUAAACAAACAGCUUGGGCCUUAAGAGGUUAAAUGGGACAAUGAAAAAGGAGGAUUACCUCCAAAUUCUUCAGGACAACCUAAAAUCAUCAGCCCGGAGGUUGGGUCUUGGGCACAGUUGGGUGUUCCAACAGGACAAUGACCCCAAACUAGGGAUGUCCGAUAAUGGCUUUUUUGCCGAUAUUCCGAUAUUGUCCAACUCUUAAUUACCGAUACCGAUAUCAACCGAUACCGAUAUAUACAGUCGUGGAAUUAACACAUUAUAUUGCCUAAUUUGGACAACCAGGUAUGGUGAAGAUAAGGUCCUUUUAAAAAUAAUUAAUAAAAUAAAAUAAGAUAAAUAAAUUAAAAACAUUUUCUUGAAUAAAAAAGAAAGUAAAACAAUAUAAAAACAGUUACAUAGAAACUAGUAAUUAAUGAAAAUGAGUAAAAUUAACUGUUAAAGGUUAGUACUAUUAGUGGAGCAGCAGCACGCACAAUCAUGUGUGCUUACGGACUGUAUCCCUUGCAGACUGUAUUGAUAUAUAUUGAUAUAUAAUGUAGGAACCACAAUAUUAAUAACUUUAAUUUUGUGUGAGUGUGAAUGAGAUGGGGGAAGUUUUUUGGGUUUUUGCACUAACUGUGUUUUUUAUGUUGAUUUAAUAAAAAAAAAACCCAAAAAAAAAAAACCCGAUACCGAUAACAAAAACGAUACCGAUAAUUUCCGGUAUUACAUUUUAAAGCAUUUAUCGGCCGAUAUUAUCGGACAUCUCUACCCCAAACACACAUCAAAAGUGGUAAAGGAAUGGCUAAAUCAGGCUAGAAUGAAGGUUUUAAAAUGGCCUUCCCAAAGUCCUGACUUAAACGUGUGGACAAUGCUGAAGAAACAAGUCCAUGUCAGAAAACCAACACAUUUAGCUGAACUGCACCAAUUUUGUCAAGAGGAGUGGUCAAAAAUUCAAGCAGAAGCUUGUGGAUGGCUACCAAAAGCGCCUUAUUGCAGUGAAACUUGCCAAGGGACAUGUAAGCAAAUAUUAACAUUGCUGUAUGUAUACUUUUGACCUAGCACAUUUGCUCACAUUUUCAGUAGACCCAUAAUAAAUUCAUAAAAGAACCAAACUUCAUGAAUGUUUUUUAUGACCAACAAGUAUGUGCUCCAAUCACAAAAAAUAAGAGUUGUAGAAAUGAUUGGAAACUCAAGACAGCCAUGACAUUAUGUUCUUUACAAGUGUAUGUCAACUUUUGACGACUGUAAAUUCUGUAUGUUUCGAAGAGGAAGUGAGGCGAAGAAGGUUUUUGCAGACUGUUAGAAGACUUAGUGCUUGUUUGUUUGUGGACUGGAGAGAAGUUUAAAAAAAGAGCAUUACAGUAUGGUAUUCUUUUUCAUGUCAUUAGCCUUUGCCCUGACUGCUGUGAUCCUAAUCAGCCUUUAAAAGGAAUUAUAAAAUAUUGUAUGCCAGCGUCAGAUUUUUAACCUUAUACUUUAUCAAUAUGAACCACAUAAAACACACAGACUGAACUAUUGUAACUAUCUUUUGUUUUUUAGCGAUUGCUGGUCAAUUGCGACUUGUAUUACUUGGAUAAAUAUUUUUUAUAACCACAAUGUUCUGUUUAUUUCUAUAAGUUGGUGACGAUUGGUGUUCUUAUUAACAUGUCUGCACUGGACAUUAUAUUGGUUUAAAUGAGACACUUAUUUAUAUUAUGUUGGUUACAGUUUUGCUAAAACUGAGGAUUACAAAUGCACGUCAUACAUUUCAAUUCUAAGGCACAUUUUCUUUUUUUUAUAAUGCAUGGGUUAUUGUUAAAAAUCUGUUCAAAAUGUCAGACAAAAAAAAAUUAAUUUGAGAAAUAAUGUAAUUCCAACUAACAUAAAACUCAUUUUUAUAGAGAAUAAUUAUAGUAUUGCAUGCAAAAAAGAAUAUAAAAUACAAGAUGCAUGAGAUGAUCAAAAUAAUUGUAACAUUGCACAGUCUCACUCAAUUCUGUUUAUUGAAACACUUUGUCACGUGCAAUGUUUGGCUCUGACGUAACGGAGACGGCAAAUGAAAAUGAUUGCUAACCAUACAAGAAGUCAUGUGUAUACAAAGAGAGUUACUGCUGUAUCAAAACAUUUAGCAAACUUGAAAAAAAAAAAAGGAUUUUCCGUGUAAAUUU
Nerophis lumbriciformis (worm pipefish) is the source of this 6103-nucleotide messenger RNA. Lineage: Eukaryota; Metazoa; Chordata; Actinopteri; Syngnathiformes; Syngnathidae. The record is from RefSeq and is a predicted model, not a curated record.